Molecule: messenger RNA, 1641 nt
Organism: Coccomyxa subellipsoidea C-169
Lineage: Eukaryota; Viridiplantae; Chlorophyta; Trebouxiophyceae; Coccomyxaceae
Exons: 11
Coding region: 1-1641 (546 amino acids)
Biological process (GO): amino acid transport; transmembrane transport
Cellular component (GO): membrane
Molecular function (GO): transmembrane transporter activity
Source: RefSeq, a predicted model, not a curated record
AUGAGCUUCCUUGUCUACGACGAUGUACAAUGCACGACGCCAUGGCAGCUCAGGCAGAGUCUUGUGGAUGCAGCUUCGGUGACAUACACAUACCAUGAUGGGGGGCCAUUGGCUGCUGUAUGGGGCUGGGUGGCUGCCUCCCUGGCGAACCUCCUCAUGGCCACUGCCAUUGCAGAGUUGGUGUCAGCCUACCCCGUUGCUGGCGGCUCCUAUGUCUGGUGCCUGGAGUUGACCGAUAACAAGCCCGAGUGGACGCUGCUUGCCUGGGUGACAGGAUGGCUCAACAUUGUGGGUCAGUUUGCCAUGACGGCGGUGAAUGCAUACUUUACAUCCAAGCUCAUCACAACCAUCUGGCUCCUGGCGGGAGGGCGUCACUCGACAAACUUUGAUGUCUUCCUCAUCUAUUCCAUUUGCCUGCUGCUGUCCGGAGUGGUGGCAUCUUCUCCGACAGAUGCCCUGCGAGUGUUUGCCACGUAUUCUGGGGCGUUUCUGGUGACAGCUGGCGCGUUAGUCAUCGUCGUCCUGCCCAUGCUGGCGCCCUCUCUGCAGCCCGCCAGCUUUGUGUUUCUCGGCGCCCCCGAGACCCAGUUCGACAGUGUUUCCAUCAGCACGUACAUGUUCCUGAUGGCUCUGCCAAAGGUCAACUUUGCUUAUAUCACGCCACAGACGCCGACCUUCUUAGCAGAGGAAACAAGGCAUGCAGCGAAGGUGGCUCCACAGGCGAUCAUCUGGUCUGUGGUCACUUCUGCAUUCCUGGGAUCCUGUUUCCUGCUCUGCGUCCUCUUCUGCGUCCAAGAUCCCAGCACGCUGCUCACUGGGGAAGCGAACGGCUAUCUUGUGGCGCAAGUCUUCUAUGAUGUGUUCAAGGGGCGAUUUGGGACCCCAGUGGGCGGCAUCAUAUGUCUUGGGCUGCUGCUUCUGAUGGCGCUGAAUGCCACGGUCAUUAGCAUGGCCAUCAAUGCAAGGGCGCUGUGGGCGUUCUCGCGUGAUGGUGGCCUGCCGCUUCACAAGGUCUGGGCGGCGGUUAAUGGCUCGUCAGGUACGCCGGUGAACGCCGUCUGGGCCAUGACUGCAGCGGCGUUCCUGCUGGGCCUGCCUAUUUUGGCCUUCCCUGACACCCUGGCAUGCAAUGCUGUCGGCAUCGCAUGCGUCGGACUCAACAUCAGCUAUGGUAUUCCCAUGCUCCUGCGCAUCAUCCACCCCGGCAACUUCGAGCCAGGACCCUUUAACCUAGCCAGGCUCCAACCCUACCUCAAUGUCCUCGCCCUGGCUCUCAUGGUAGUCAUUUCGGUGGCUUUUGUCAUGCCUUUGCACAUCCCAAUCAAUGGCAACAAUCUCAACUGGGCGAUCAUUCCAGUGGCGCUCACAGCGGUACUCGCGUUUCUACUCUGGCACGGCCCGAAACCCGGCGCGGCGGCCGAUUACCGGGGCAGCGCACGCCUUCGAGACCGGCGCCUCAUGCGCGCGUGCACGUGCGAGGGCGUUCCCUCUGCCGCCGUGACGCCGCGGCGCGUAACGGAAAUUACGGCCCGGAACGCGCCGCGGCCCGUAACGCAGAUAAUGGCGGGUAACGUUCCGCGGCGCGUAACUUCUGCUCCGCCGCCCAAUCUGCGGCAGGAGAUAAUGUACCGAGUGCCCUAA